Molecule: messenger RNA, 2634 nt
Organism: Cylindrotheca closterium
Lineage: Eukaryota; Bacillariophyta; Bacillariophyceae; Bacillariales; Bacillariaceae
Source: the annotation of a GenBank genome assembly
AUGAAGCUUACAACAGGAGGACUAGCCCUCUCCUUGGCCGUUGGAGGCUAUUCCAUGAACAGUGGGACGAUUUCCAAGGCCAUUUUCGAAAACAAGGAUACUCUUUUGGAACGACGUGAGGCAUUCGCCCAUCGAAGGGCCCUGGAAGUGGAGUAUUUGGAACCCACCUUUCUCACGCCCAGCAGCAGCAGCAGCGAUAAUUUGCGUUCCAACAACAAUCAAGAUCACAGACAAUUGGAUCAAAAGUCUUGUGAUGUUGCCUUCUUUAGUUGUAUUCCGAACGAUGUCUGUGUGGAUUGUUUCACACAGCUGGAGUUGAAUAAUAUUGAUUGGGCGGGUGUCACUCCGGACACAACCUGUGACGACGUGGUCCGCUUUUUGAAUAACAAGGGACAUUGCCCCAAUCUUUCCGGGGAUAGCAAGGGGAAAGAGGUCUUUUGUGACACCUUUCGUAGCUGUGUCAUCUGGAAAGGCUUUGGUGAAAACGAUGAUAUGGUACCAGAUGAGGACGACGAAGAUUUUGUGAAUUGUACUGCCUUGACCGAGUGCAAGUGGCCAGGCAUGCACGAAAAUUGGAUUGGAGAUGGUGUCUGCCACGACAACCUCCAUGGAUGUUACAACACAAAAGUCUGUGGUUGGGAUGGCGGUGACUGUUGUGAAGAUUCUUGUGGCAAGACUUUUAACGCUAACCCUCAGCUUGUGGAAUGCGGACACGAUGGAUUUGCCUGCCGCGACCCCACUUCUGCCAACUGCGAUCCAUCGCUUACCAAAUUCUGUCCCGUUGACCCCGGGGCCGGUGAUGAUGUUGUGGAAUGUGGACCUGGAGAACAAAUGUAUCGAUUGAUGAUGUACGAUUCCUUUGGCGAUGGUUGGGAUACGACCAAGGUGACCAUCAAGCUACAAGGAAAUAGCAAGACUGUCUACAGUGGAGGACUCAAAAAGGGAUCCUAUGGAGUGGAGCAAAUUUGUCUAUCCAAGGAGCCCGCUUGUUACAGUGCAGAGACUGGCGGAGGUGUUUGGGGGAUUGAAUCGUCUUGGGAAAUCAAACCCGCCAGAGAAGGACCAGCAGCAAUUGCUGGAAGUGGAUCGCCAAACAGCUGUCAGUUCAAUGUGGCUGGUGCUCCAGGUUGUGAAAAUACUUGUUACGGAAGACCUGAAUAUGAUCCAACCAAGGACCCGGAAUAUAUGGAAUUCAAGAAGUUGGAAACCUGUAUCGAAAAUAAGUGUCUCAUUCAACUUGGCGCCUGUAAGGAAGAUUCUGUUUGUCAGGAUUGUUUCCGAGAAGAUCUGCCCGAACACUGUUUCAACGACGAGGCGUUCAAUGCUGUCAUGGAUUGCGCCAUUUGCAAGUGUACUGAACGGAAGAUUGACGCUUUCUGCCAAGCCAAACCAAGCCCCGGGGCCAAUUUGCCCGACAAGGAAAAAGAUAGCGACAAAGUGGAACACUGCACACCUGCCGAGAACCAACAUGGAACUGAUGCCGUGCUCUGGUUCAGCCAGUGUUCCGACAUUGACCAAAUUGCCGAAAUGAUCACUGAAUUUGAUCAAAACAACUUUGGACAGCUGGAUACUUUUGAAUCUUGUGCACACUCGUUUGCGAACGAUGCCAAUCACGGCGGACACACUGCUCUCGGUUGUAUGCAAGUUCUGUACAAUACCAUGACCAAUCCUAUUACUGAUAAUAAAAAUGCACCAAAGCAAGCCAUUUCGUCGCUUGCUAGACACUUGUACGAGGGGGGUGAAAGCUUUUGCGAUUGCGCAAAGGGAGCUUCCGAAAUGUGCCCCAUGUGCCCAAGCUUCCAAAAGUUCAAGACUUUGUUGUUUGAAUCAAUGGAUGCUUGCAAAGCACUGGACGAGAUUGAUUGCGAUGCUUGGGCCGAAUUCUGGCAACCAUGCAAGAAUAAUCUUCAAGGAAAAUUCGGAAGUUCGGAUUUCAGCUCGAAGGAACAAUGUGAUUUCGCCAUUUUCAACACUUGCGGUGGUGUUGGUCCUUUCCCAGGAUUCCGUCAUUUGGACUGCGAUAAGGAAGUGAGCUCUGAGGCAUGGGACUUUUACAAGACUUUCAGCAAGAACUGCAAGGAUGGUAUGCCCACUCCUGCGCCUGCUUCUCCAACCGUUAAGCCAGUUGCGCAACCUACCAAUGCUCCUGUCACAAAUGCUCCUAAUGCGCAACCAACUUCCCCAACCCAGAAGCCAUAUGUUCCAUCAGAUGCCUCUCCAACUCUGAAACCAUAUGUUCCGCCAGAUGCUUCUCCAACUGUGCCAUAUAAUCCACCACCGGAGGCUGCACCCACAAUGAGCCCUGUUGUCAACCCAACUCCGUACAUUCCAUCUGACCAAAAGACAGAUACUGGUGGUGAACCAAAGAAGAGCAGUCACUUCUUCCGAAACUUUUUCAUUCUAUGUUUUUUGGGCGGUGGCGGCUACUACGUCUACAAGAAGCGUUUUGCUACCUUCAACUUUGUCCAGUACCGUCGCCGAGGCGGGAAUGGCUACAAUGCCAUGUACGGUCAAGAGUCAGGAGGAUACACUGGUGAGAGUGAAAUGUUCAGCAAUUUGAACAGCUCGACAACUUUCGAGCCUCCAUCCCUACCCCCCACUCCUUCUGCAAUGAUGGGAACCGAAAUGACUUAG